CCACGACAGACAUCUCGCACUUUGCUCCGCAGACUCGCGCCCACAGUGUCUCCGUCCCGGUCGAGCGCCGACACGUCCGCAGCACGCUCGAGCAGACCGCAAGCCAGGCUUGGGGGUCCCUAAUCUUAAUAUCGCUCCUGUCCCCUGGUCGGCGGCAUCCACCCCGCGCCCGCCGCCACAGCGCACCCGUCGCGCACUCGACACCACGCCAGACUGUCCUGCACCGCGAUCGCCCGCACACGCGCAACUCGGCAGGCUUCACGCGACCGCCGCGCGCACUGCUCCUCGGCGCACUGCUCUGGUCGCUUCGUACGGAUCCUCUUGGCCUGGGAAAUUGCGCCCACCAAGCUCAGCUCGACGGCCCGGCCAUGCUGCCCAACAGCGCUCGCGACGCAGCCUCGUGAACGCAUCCCGCGACCAUCUCGCCGGCAGACAGACCCGCCCCGUCGCCCGGCAUGUCGUACUACCAGAACGGCGGCUCCAACUACUACAACCCGAGCAUCCCGCCCUCGAGCUCGGGCCAGUAUCACAACUCCUACGACCAUCAGCACCAGACCGCCGACGCCGGCGACGGCACCAAUGGCGGCGCGCAGGGCUACGGCUACCCCCCGCGGCGCAAUAGCCACAGCCAGCACCAGAACGACGAGCUGUUCAUGGGCGGCGACGCGAGCCAGCAGCCCGCCUCGCCCGCGUUCCAGUACCAGUCGCAGGCGCAGGCGCAGGCACAGCAGCAGUACAACCCGCAGAACUACGGUUCGCCCGUGACCCAGCUGCCGAACCCACAGCACUACGGCGGCGUCAACAGGACAUUUGCGCCGCUGCACCAGCCCUACAACCCGGCGCUCUACGCAGACAACACGCUAGGCAGGACCAGUACCCUCAGCCAUCCGUACGGCUUCUCGCCAACCUCGCCCACAACCACGUCGUACCCAUCCCCGACAAACUACCAACAAUCUCAGUUUGGCCGGACAGCGUCCGUCCAACAACACUCGGGACGCUCGGCUUACUCCCCCCCUCAAGCGCCUCCAGUGCCCGCACCUCCGGGGAGUGCGCAGAUGCCUGCAGACGAUUGGGGCAACUAUCCGACCCGCCAGUCCUCCUCCGCCUCACAUUCGCAUUCGCACUCCUACCAUCGACCUUCCGACCCCCACGCACCGCUGCCUUCGCCACCUACCUAUGCGAACCAAGACCAGCUCACUCGCUAUCCUUCGACCUCGAGCCACUUGUCGAACCCUCUGCCUCCCACGCCCGAAGUGCCACCGCAUCAAUCUUUGCAAAGACAGGACACGCUAGGCCGACGGCCGCUACCCCCGCCUCCUCCGCCCAACGAGUCCGAUAGCGAAGAAUAUUUCCAGGCGCAGAACGGAGGGUACAACCAAGACGAGCUGUUCUCGCAGCUCGAGAAUAUGACGGCCGGGGCAGCCAGUCCCAACAUCACCGUUGAGCACGCGAAUGGGGAUUAUUACUAUGACCAAACUGGCCGCAAUGGCACCCGCGUGAAUGGGAACCACCUAGCACCGCACAACAACCAGGCUGCGGAUACCAGUGAUAGCGAUGUGGAAGCGGCUGCUGGUCUGGCUGCUCUGCGCAUGGCCGAAGAACAGGAACAGGCAGAUGAAGCGCGCAGAAGAAGCGGCGGCGCCGGCCUGUUUAGCACCUACGCAUCCAUACAAUCACCGCCUUUGCCGAGUGCCACGAACCCGCCAGGGCAACAAGGGGUAGAGAGUGCAAGUGACAGCGAUUACGUACCCGUGGAUGUUGGUCUGUACGGCGGAAACUUCGCGCCCCACUUCACGUACGGGGGUGCUCCGGACCAGCUCGUCACACCCAACAGCCACCCAGUCUCAUCUUCCGGUUCGCAACGACGAUCGGAAGCAGCGAGCGAGGACUACGACCCCGUACAUCCUUUCCCGCCUUUCUCUUCCAACGCGCGAGUCGAUACCUUUGGCACAGGAGGCCUAGAGGAGCCCAGUGCACGAAGACGAAGUUACGAUGAGGGCGACGAAUCCACGCUCAUGGAUACCUCGACCGCUAUGUCCGGAGAGGUCCCUGACAUGUUUUUCCAUCCUGGAAUGUCUACAAACCGACCAUUGCCGCCUCCACCAGCAAGUGGCAACCGGCGAGGUCACCACGCUAGCACGAGCUCUUCCGGCUCCUACGAGUAUUGGCGCAACUCACAGUCCUCUCGCGGUUCAUACCCCGCAGACCCGAAUACGAUGCACAUGGUGUCACCGACCGGCACCCUCGUGCCUCGCUCCACAUCUCUUUUGCAACACAGCAAUACACCACAAGCUGUGCCUCUUCCCAGAUCAAAGACAGAUGCCGAGCAAGGGUACAAGCCCCGACAGCAGGCAAACCGUCAAACGUUCUACGGUGGGCCGAUUGACAGCGACAACAACACACUGACCCCAGGCAGUGCCGACGCAGUGGCCAUUGACCUGCCAACACUGCCCGCCGGAAAGCGCUUCAACCCAGCCAAGCUUUCAACCAGCGACUUCAAGAAGUGCACUGAGCCUUGGGCAUUGAGCUCCAUCAUUGCAUGGCUCAAGCACAUGACAGAAGGUGAGAAUGACUUGAAGGAGGGGCCAAUCCGAGAGGGAUUGAUCGCUCUCUUCACGCACAAAGUGCCCACAAUGAAUAUCGCCGAUGCCGAAACACUCGCAAGCCGCGUCGUGGCCGAAAUGUACAAGGCCGGGACGCUAGUGCAUGAGGAAGAGUGGCUGAAAUUCUCAUCGGAGACGAUGACUGGUGUGAUAUAUCAAUUGACGAACGCUGGUUGCUAUGCACCGAAGUUGCAUCAAGAAACUAUGCCUGGGCGCUGCUACUCACACCAUUGCCAGCGCACAAUCAAAAAGCUUGACUUGACGUCUCCGUCAAUAUCCAAGCAAUCUGGUGACUGGGCGACUUUCUACGGCUUGACAAAGGAUUCCAUUGCAACCGCAGACAAGAAGGAAAUCGAACGACAGAACAUCUUGCACGAGAUCGUGCAAGGUGAAGACGCUUAUAUGCAGCGAUUAGAUGUCCUUCGCACGCUUUACCGAGACCGUUUGAUCUCUGCGCAACCGCCAGUCAUUCCUCCGAAGAAGCUAAACAAAUUCAUCAAGGAUGUGUUCAGCAAGGUAGACGCUGUAAAGAAGGCCAACGAGGAGCAUCUCCUACCUCAGAUGAAGUACCGACAGCAAGAGCAAGGGCCGUGGGUCGUGGGUUUUAGCGACAUCUUCAGAGAAUGGAUUCGGAAAGCGAAACAGGCCUACAUCGAAUACUCCUCGUCUUUUCCAUAUGCUAACUUCCUGGUUCGUCAGGAAGCCGACAAGAACAUGCUAUUCAGGACGUUCCUGGAUGAGGCUCGGAACAACAAGGCAGCAAACAAGCUUGACUGGAACACUUUCUUGAAGGGCCCGAUUACGCGACUGCAGCACUACGGUCUCCUCAUUGACUCUGUGCUUAAGAAGUCUAAGAUAGAAAAUGAGGAGAAGAGAAAUCUGGAGAUGGCACGCGACGAGAUCAAGGCGGUUACGAUGGAGUGCGAUACCCGCGUCGCCGAAAUGACAAGGAAGGUGGACCUGAGUGAUCUUCAGGCGAAGCUUAUCUUGCGACCCGGUAUGCAGCGUGUGGAGCUCAAUCUUGAUCACCUCGGGCGAGAACUCAUCUUCAAGGGCGAUCUGUUGAGGAUGGGAGGCAACAGGUUCACGUGGCUCGAGACUCAUGCUCUUCUGUUCGAUCACUACCUGGUCCUUGCGAAGACCGUUACUUACCGGGAGCAAGACGGGGUGACAAAGUCCGAAAAGUACGACGUCUCCAGGCUACCUAUUCCCAUGGAUCUCUUAGUCUUGGAGAGCGAAGACGAUGACCCCGUUAUCCGAUCCGCAGUCAAGGGCAUCGCUGCCGUUACACCGGUGGCAAAGAGCACAUCGGAAGUUCGUAUGGCGCGGGGUGCCGGUGUAAAUGGACCCGUGCCGGGCAUGUUGGUCCACACCAAUACGUCGAACUCGCUGUCAUCAACCAACACUGGUGGAUCAGGGAAGACGAUAGGCCAACCCGUUAACCUAGAAAACGGAAGAGACGAGAAGAUUAUGUAUCCGUUCCGCAUCAAACAUCUGGGUAAAGAAACUUACACACUGUUUGCUCCUACCGCGCAGAACCGGGCAGAAUGGUGCGACAAGCUCAUUAUCGCCAAGACAAACCACGCAGCAGCUCUGUUCUCACAGAAUGCUGAACCAUUCAGGUUAAGAGUCAUGGCAGAUGCUGCCUUCGCCUACGAAAGCGCCAUGCCAUCUCAGAAGAGCAUCACGAUCAAGGGCACGCCGCUCGAUCGAUCGAUAGACGAAGUCGAGAAGCUCUUCUCCAAUUCCGGUCGACCUGUUCCUAUCUGUCGCGCUCGGGUGAACUGCGCCACCGCCUUCAACCAACCAUACGGCAAGCACAUGGUUGCCGUAGGGACGGACAUUGGUGUCUACAUCUCUGAGUACGACAACCCGCGAGGCUGGACUAAGGCAAUUCAAAUACCCAAGGUCACACAGAUCGCGGUACUGGAGCAGUUCAGCCUCAUGCUGCUCAUAUCCGACAAAUCAUUAGUUGCCUAUCACCUCGACGCUGUCUGCCCGGUGAGCGGCGUAACGCCCAGUAACGAUUCCACACGACGAGCACCCCAGAAGCUCUCGGGUGCGCGAGAUAUCGGCUUCUUCGCGACCGGUGUCAUGAAGGACCGAACACUAGUCUUCUACAAGAAGCGUGAAGGCCUCUCAUCAACUUUCAAGGUCCUGGAACCCGUGUACCAGAAGUCAACAGAGAAGAAAUCCCGGAUAUGGAAAUCCGGCCGCACAGAGUUUUUCCGCGAGUACGACGAGUUCUACAUCCCCACCGACUGCUUCGGCAUCGACCUCUUCCACUCCUCUCUUGCCAUCUCCACAGCCAAAGGAUUCGAAGUCCUCACCUUGGACAAAAAACAGCCCUGGUCUGUGCCAGACCUCCGGCAGUCCCACGUCGCGACCAUCGCGUCGCGCCUCCAGGACCAAAAACCGCUCGGCAUGUUCCGCCUCUCGGACCAGGAGUUCUUGCUGUGCUACGAAGAGUGCGCGGUCUACGUCAACAAGCUGGGCGACAUCUCACGCUCCGUCAUCAUGGAGUUUGUGGGCAAGGCCAAGAGCGCGGCGAUGUACGGGCCGUACGUGCUGCUGUUCGACCCCGACUUCGUCGAGAUUCGGAAUGCGCAGAAUGGGCGGCUCAGACAGGUCAUCUCGGGGAGAGAUGUCAAGUGUCUCGACGACGGGCUUAGCGGGGGUAGCUCGCAUACGCGGACGAUCAAGCUGAGUUUGCAGCAUCCGCAGCAGGAGCGCUGCCAGGUUGUGGUCGAGCUAGUGCUUAAUGAGGGACAGAAGGAGUAAGUAGACGUGGGCUGGAUGUGCGGUUUGCACAUAUGGAUGGGGUGCGUGGUGGCUGGGAUGCAUGGUGCAGGGGACGGUACUGGACUGUCCAGGCUUGGACUGCACAUAUUUGCGAUCUAUGGAGUUUGCGUGUGCGUAGGCGGCCCGACCCGUGAUGAUAGGCGGGACGGGCUGGCCUUGAUGGAAGGAGGGUUUGACUAGUGUGCUUGCUUGUUGCUUAAUCGUAAGGAUACCUUUCUGCUGUUAGUCUGAAGCACUGUCUUGUGCUGUCGCAUUGCAGGCUUUUAGGAGCAGUGAUGAAACGAAGAAGUAACGAGCCUGCGAAAAAGUCCGAAAAACUGGAAGUAGUCGACAAUCAGCGUUACAGAAGGCGUCUGUAUAUGGUGUCU
Molecule: messenger RNA, 5773 nt
Organism: Paraphaeosphaeria sporulosa
Lineage: Eukaryota; Fungi; Ascomycota; Dothideomycetes; Pleosporales; Didymosphaeriaceae
Exons: 2
Coding region: 456-5384 (1642 amino acids)
Molecular function (GO): guanyl-nucleotide exchange factor activity
Source: RefSeq, a predicted model, not a curated record